Messenger RNA from Nymphaea colorata (pocket water lily), 1886 nucleotides. RefSeq names its product double-stranded RNA-binding protein 4-like. The transcript has 8 exons. Gene Ontology annotation, biological process: regulation of gene expression; rRNA processing. The record is from RefSeq and is a predicted model, not a curated record. Lineage: Eukaryota; Viridiplantae; Streptophyta; Magnoliopsida; Nymphaeales; Nymphaeaceae. The coding region runs from base 694 to 1548 and encodes 284 amino acids. Gene Ontology annotation, molecular function: double-stranded RNA binding; ribonuclease III activity. Gene Ontology annotation, cellular component: nucleus.
AACUGAUCAUAGAUUACGGCAAUAGCGGGACGCGCGAAUCGGAGGUCGCUCAGACGCUCUGGAUCGAUGCUCAGGCUGAUGAUUUCGGAGGAAUUUCUCCCGAAAAAGUGUCGACCCAUGGGUCCCGACUUUUUUUCUCGAUAACCUUGUUCUUUCCCGUUAGGGCUUCGUCCAGCCUCUUCCCUUCUUCCUAUUGCUGCGUCCUCCUCCUGCGCAGCUAGACGGUGCAACGGUUUCUUCCACAUCAGCUGCUCCUAACAGCGUAGUGAUCUCUCUCUCUCUCUUUCUCUCUCCCGCCGCCAUUUUUCAGCAAGCAUCAUCUACCUUUUUCUCCGUCCUCUAUUUCAUUUUCUUCGUCCUCUACUUCUUCUCCUUCUUCAACCCUCGUUCGUUCUCCUCUCCCUCCUCCUGGUAAGCGUCCAAAUCUCGUCGCCUCGUCUAUGAGUGGCGUCUCGUAAUCAGGACAGAGAGCACCCUCGUUUGCCUUCGGAAACUAGUUUUUCGGGUUUUGCGCAUGCUGAUGUACUAACAACUGUUUCAAAGCCUGUGAAACAGAGGCAUUUCAUGGCAACCAAUGGCCAUCAAACGCCAUCCUAGACUAUACGGCGUCAGAUUCUCACGGAGGGAGGGAGGAGACUUGCCUCUACGGGCUUUCUUCUUCCACUUCACUUUGUUGACAGGAGUUAUUUGGCAAUGGAGCUGUCUGUGCCGUCAAGCUCCAGUGCUCCUACUGAAUUGAUGUUUAAGAACCGUCUUCAAGAAUAUGCUCAAAAAUUGGGUCUUCCACUUCCUUUGUAUCAAACAAUUAAUGAAGGUUUCACUCAUGCACCCUUAUUUAGAGCUACAGUUAUUGUUGAUGGAGAGACCUAUCGAUCGCAGCACACUUUCAAACACCGGAAGACUGCAGAACAGGAUGUUGCAAGGCUUGCACUUGAGUCAUUAUCAAAGAAGAUAGAAGUUGAGGGCACAAGGCUGAUAAGUGAGGAAACAAUACUUUGCAAAUCUAUUCUUAAUGAAUUCGUGGUCAAAACGAACAUGGAGAAACCAUCGUACACUGUAGUCCAAGCAUCAGGCCUGCUACCAAUGUUUGUCUCUUCUGUGGUUUUUAAUGGUGUGACAUACACUGGCAAUGCAGCAAAGAGCAAAAGGGAAGCAGAACAACUGGCUGCACGAAAAGUUAUCCAGACAAUCCUUGAACGGGCUUGUAAUUCUAGUCACAAGAAUAUACUCUCAAAAAUUAUAAAAUCCAAGUCGAGGCUUUAUGAUUCUACCAACAAGAAUACUACUUCCAACGAGAAUCAUAAAAGAGUUUCAGUGGAUUCUGUUACAGAUCCACUUCCAUCUGAUGUGGUCGGGCUUAAAAAAUUGAAAGUUGAGAAUGCUAGUGAAGUGACUAAUCCAACUAAUGGGACUAAUCCAACUAAUGGUGGAGUUCAUGCACCGGACCAAUCUGCCAAACUUUUCCUGCCUCAACCAGCACUUGAAGGAAACAAUCUACAGCUGCUAGUGGUGAAUGCACGUGGACUUAACGCUCAGGAAAAGCCUUGAAGUAAUUUAAACACGCUCAGAUGCCCUUUUGGUCGGUCACAUGGGAUUUGCUGCUACAUGCGUUAUCAUUAAAAGGACGGGUCCAGAGCAGACGUACUUGGGAAGAUUGGAAUUGGCUAGCAAGCUCGUUUGUUAACUGUUGCAGAUUUCUUUCUCUGCUAUCUGUUUCACUUUCCUCUGUUGUAAUGCUUGAUGGCAUUUCAUCCUUGUUCUACUCGUGCCUAGAAUUGCAUUUCGCUGGCCAUUUACCAUUUUUGCUUCUCGUGCUGGAUGUGCAUGACCUGAACUCAUUUUAUUUUUCACACGACGAGCAUGCCAGAGUCUGCUGCUUUAGAGUA